Molecule: messenger RNA, 2298 nt
Organism: Aspergillus nidulans FGSC A4
Lineage: Eukaryota; Fungi; Ascomycota; Eurotiomycetes; Eurotiales; Aspergillaceae
Gene: triA
Product: putative mRNA capping nucleoside-triphosphatase
Exons: 3
Coding region: 1-2298 (765 amino acids)
Biological process (GO): 7-methylguanosine mRNA capping
Cellular component (GO): nucleus; mRNA capping enzyme complex
Molecular function (GO): mRNA 5'-triphosphate monophosphatase activity; polynucleotide 5'-phosphatase activity; hydrolase activity
Source: RefSeq, a predicted model, not a curated record
AUGGAUUUGCGCACGAUCAUGAACAGCGAAGCCGCGGGCACCUCCCAACGGCCUCCAUCCCCCACGUUGCAUCGAUCACCGCCGCAACUCACCCGCAAACCAUCUGAGCCAACCUAUCCGGCACACGAGCAGUUUCCGUCGUCAUCAUCCUCGUCUUCCUACCCAUCCGGGUAUCCCAACGGGCCAGCGCAGCAACCCGCGCCGCUCCAGCGGUCCCAAACCUCGCCAGACCGAGCUCCAUCCUACGGCUCACUGCAAUCGCCCUACCAGUAUAACUCUACGGGCGCGCAGUCUCAGCGCGGUCACACUCCACCCGCCGCGCCUUACGGCGCAUCGGCUUCGCGUGAGUCUUUCACCGCGCCAGCCAACUACCCUCCGCAACACCAUCAAUCGCACCAACAGUCGCCUACAGCUCCUCAGCGCUCCCAAUCCAUACAGUCUGUCCUCUCCCCUUAUCCCCCCGCCUCGCACUCAUACCCCCGCAGAGAGAACUCGCCCGCCGCGUCCCAACACCCAUACCCGUCCCAACAAUUCUCCCCCCCGGCAGCACAAGGGUCGCUUCCGGGUACACCGCGAGGCUCCACUACCGCUCUCUAUCACCAGUCAACACCUUCCUCCGCACGCCCUCAGUCCUCCGGUCGUGACUCGCUCUCGAAUCGAGCGUCGAGCCCGUGGGUCAACCAAGAUGGCCAGAUGCACAUGUCGCCGACUGCGGUUCCCCGCGCCUCGCGGCAUGAUUAUAGGGCGUUCGAUAAUACUCCUCAACGUGCCUCCCUUGUAACUGAGAGAAGGGAAUCGGAUGAGAAUGUGAGUCCGAAGACGGCCUUCCCACCGGGCUCCCGGCGUGAUAGCGUGGCAGGUAGCGAGCAGGCGGCUCUGUCGCAAUUGCAUGACAAGGGGAACAGCAUAGCUGCGCAGGGUAAUCGCACGUUUGACCGAAACUCCCACCCCCUCGGCGGUCCAACUGCGUCGAUAGCGUCACAAGUCAAUAGCCCUCCGUCCCGGGGAUCUCUCCCGAACGAAUCUCCCAAGGAACAACAAGGCCCACCACGGUCCUCGAAGGCUAGCUCUGUUUCUGAGUCAGUCCGAGCCAAUUCGAGUCCGCAACCUCCCAAAGCCAAACGAAGACGGUAUAACGAGCCGCCAAUUUAUGCUCAGAGAACAAGUCGCACGAAAGGGAGGUGCCCAAUGAUCCCCAACCCGCUUCCUCCCGUCCCCAAACAUCUGCGAAACUCAGCACAAAAUCCUUGGGUACUACGCCAGCAAGCCGCUUCACAGGCGCCUCCUGCCACAAAGAUAAAGCGGGAGGGUUCAGUUGUGGUUGGGCCCCCGGCCUUGCAACAGUCGCAGCCAUCACGCCCAUCACAGUCCGCUGAGCCACCCGAAAUGAAGAGCUUGGGACCCUGGGAACCAUCAAUCACAGGGCUUGAGCCAUUCGAGGAAAUCACCAAGACGAUCUGCGACUUUCUAUUUCAACAUGUGGUCCUUCGAAAUGACGCCAUAGCUGGUCCUCCCGGCGCAACAGCACAAGGUCAGGGCGCCAUAGUUGAGGUCGAAGCGAAGCUAGGACAUAUCAUCGAUCUUGAUCGCGGGGAAAGACUUCGCCUCCCAAUCAUGACUGAAAGCAUUAUCACUCGAGAACGCAUCCGAACAAGCUUCGAGAGCAACAUGACACUGGCUCAACACCGCGCGAUGAACAAUUUUCUCAACGAAGCAGUCAAGAAUUCCAUGCCCCAGGCCAACCCAAAGCGGAUUCCGCUCUCCUACGCCCAUAAAAAAGAGCGAGAUUCCUUCUACGAAGUCUCCCCUGCCGAGCUGCCCCCUGUCAUCCGCCAAAACCUCAACCCUCGCCAUAAACCCAAGGUGCGCGUCACGGUCGACCAACGCACAGGCGAGGUUCUUGCGAAAAUCGUGAAAUGCCGAGUGGCGGACCUCGAUAUUCACAGCCCUUUGACCGCCGUUGACUGGCGCGUCAGUGUUAACCUGGAAAUGAACUAUGAUGGUGACAUUUCCCACCUUACGCCUGCUGAUACUGGGCGUGGGCGUGCGAGCGAUCGGAACAAGGACCGCAUGAGUUAUAGGCAUCUCGCAUAUCAGGUGGAUCUGACACAAGUUGCUAGGUCUGAGCCGUCCGCAAAAGGAGAAUUCGAGCACGAGCUAGAAGUUGAAGUUUCGGCCGCUGAAAUCCGCCGUCAAGGCCAGCUCGCUAUAGCUGGUGACCCCAACAAUCAGUACCAGGACCUAGUUAAGGGUCUUGUAGAUAAUGUUCGCAUCCUGGCGCGGGCAGUGCCGGCAUGA